Molecule: messenger RNA, 495 nt
Organism: Verticillium nonalfalfae
Lineage: Eukaryota; Fungi; Ascomycota; Sordariomycetes; Glomerellales; Plectosphaerellaceae
Exons: 1
Coding region: 1-495 (164 amino acids)
Source: RefSeq, a predicted model, not a curated record
AUGGCCCAGCAAGCCCGCGCACCAGCCGAAGAAGAACAACCGGGCCCCACCACCCACCCACGUCGAAGCAGCAGACUACGGCAAAUCCGCAACCCAAGCCAUGCACCGACAUCAGGUGCCACGAACCAGACUACAAACUUGUCUGGGACCGAGUUUGCAAGCUCGGCAUCCACACAGGCCACGAGUGAGCAAUCGCACCGUCCUCAGCAGGGCUCCGCUCCUGGUCGGUGUCGCCGCGCGUGUGCCGAGUCUGCCGCACGGCCGGGCCAUGUGGUUCCGUUUCAUCGUGCCAUGACGCCGGAUACGGCCCCACAGCAGCGACGCAAGCCGGCAGUCUAUAUCCCGGCUGUGCCGGAGGAGCAGAUCCCUAGCCAUGUUGACUUUGUCAACGACCCGGCGCACAAGUUCUGGACCUGGAGCCGGGAGAAGCAGGGUUGGUUCCACGAAGACGAGGAGGCCGGCAAAGUCAUCUGGGCGCCGACGGAGCUUGAUUAA